AUGGUGCAGUGUCAUCCGCCGUUGGAGUUGGAAGAAUUGCCAAAAGAAGACGAAGAAAGACUAGAGAAAUUAUUUUCUAAAUUAGACACAGAUGGAAAUGGCAAAAUCGAUAUUCACGAUCUCUCCGUGGCCCUCAAGGAACUAGCUCCACACAUAAAUCGGAGCUACGCAGAGAAAUUUUUGGCAACAACUGGAAAGGAUGCUGGGGAUGUCACCCUCUCAGAAUUCAUUCAUUAUGUACGAGAACAUGAAAAGAAUCUGCGGCUGCAAUUUUCACACCUUGACAAGAAUAAAGAUGGAAAAGUUGAUCUGGAGGAACUUAUAUCUGCAUUCGCUGAUUUGGGCAUCGCAAUAGGACGCAACGAAGCGACGAAUUUGUUAAAAAGGAUGGAUCAAGACGGAAGCCUGAACAUUAGUUAUGAUGAAUGGCGAGACUACCUACUUCUAGCACCAGCUACAGACAUACAUGCCCUCAUCAGCUUUUGGAGACAUUCAACUGUAGGUGAUGUUCUACUCAUACAAACUCAUCUUUUAGGACAGAUUACAUUUUCUGAAUAUUAUAACAAUAUGUAG
Pieris macdunnoughi is the source of this 573-nucleotide messenger RNA. NCBI's taxonomy places the organism in Eukaryota, Metazoa, Arthropoda, Insecta, Lepidoptera, Pieridae. The record is from the annotation of a GenBank genome assembly.